GUCAUGGCAUCUUCCAAGAGUAGUCUUGCAUUGUUCACCCUGGCCAUGGCCAUGGCCGUGGUAGCCAAUGUCUCGUCGCAGAACACCCCGCAGGACUACAUCAACCUGCACAAUCGCGCCCGUGCAGCGGACGGCGUCGGCCCUGUGGUGUGGAACAACAACGUGGCCAAGUUCGCACAGGACUACGCGGCGGAGCGCCGCGCCGACUGCCGGCUGGUGCACUCCGGUGGGCGGUUCGGGGAGAACAUCUACUGGGGGUCCUCGCAGCGGAUGACCGCAGCCAACGCGGUGAACAGUUGGGUAUCUGAGAAGCAGAACUACCAUCGCGGCAGCAAUACCUGCGACACGGGCAAGGUUUGCGGGCACUACACACAGGUGGUGUGGCGCAGGUCGACCCGCAUCGGUUGCGCCCGCGUGAUCUGUGAUAGGAACCGGGGCGUCUUCAUCAUCUGCAGCUACGAUCCCCCGGGCAACGUCCGAGGCCGGGGCCCUUUCCUCGCCAAGUAG
Triticum aestivum (bread wheat) is the source of this 507-nucleotide messenger RNA. Its product is annotated as pathogenesis-related protein PRB1-2. NCBI's taxonomy places the organism in Eukaryota, Viridiplantae, Streptophyta, Magnoliopsida, Poales, Poaceae. The transcript has a single exon. Gene Ontology annotation, cellular component: extracellular region. The record is from RefSeq and is a predicted model, not a curated record. The coding region runs from base 4 to 507 and encodes 167 amino acids.